AUGCCACGGCUUGACCAGCUGCCCGAUGAGAUUCUGGCACGCAUCCUGCAGGUGCUCUUUGAUGAGACCAGCGACCCGACUGUCGACCCGAACGAGUAUCCGAUCGGCGACAGCAACGAAAAAGCCUUUCUGGAGACAGCCAUGCUGAGCCGGCGGCUCUACGAGCUGGGCGAAUCGGCAUUGUGCCGGCGCGCCUUCGUCAAGGUAGCCAAUGACAUCGACGAUGUGGUGGAGGCCCGGUACGGGCUCAUAACGCGCAAGCAGCGCACGCAUCUUGUGCAGCGCGUGGUACUAAAGCUCAGUGACCACCCGAGCCCCGUGACCGUAACCUCGGCGUUGCAUUCGGCCGGGCUUCUGCAGCGGCGGUGGCCGUCGGUGCGCUCCCUAGUGAUUGACUACCGCGGGGUGUUCCGCGACACACCUAAGCAGUAUCCCGAAAUCCACAGCAUGCAGCUGGCCGGGCUGCUACUGAAAUCCCUGCCCAAUGCCAUUGCGCUGCGGUACCAGGGCCAUGCGCGCGAGCACUAUCUGAAGCGCAUGCUGGGCAAGUUUGUCCGUGGCAGCAGGAGGUGUUUGCAGUCAGUGCAUCUGGAGACCACCGAGCUGAGUAUGUUUUCCCUGAACAUGUUCCGGCCCGGGCUGACAUUCCUGCGGAUUUCGGCCUACCGCGGACUGGCUGCCAGCGAGCUGCCCAAGGUGUGUGCGCGCACCCUUGAACAUCUGGCCAUUGCUGGGCUGCAGCCGGCGGACUUUUGGAGCCGGUUUUAUUUCGAUGGACAUGCGCUGGAGUUUGCCAAUCUGCAGACGCUAGAGCUGAACUUUAUCUCACCGCGUCCCACCGUGCCCCUGGGCCGGCCGCUGCUUGCCCACGCUGUGUUUCCCAGGCUGCGUGAUCUGGCAAUCAGCAACUACAAGUUCUCCAUCAACGGGCUUCUGGCCAUAUUCCCGCGGGCCCAGAUCCGCCAUCUGAAGGUCAUGGAGAAGAGCACUGGCGGCCAGGUCGACAUCCUCCCAUUCGUCGGUCUGCAGACAUUGGUGUUGAAUGAUUGGCACAACAAGGAGCUCGAGCGGAUGCUGGAACUUCCUACCUUUGUGCAUCCGUUUCUGGAUGCUCCCCCCGGUCUGCGCGCGUUGACUCUGUUUACUCUGCGCACCUGCAGUGUCCAGACAUUGCGUUCGCGCGGACUGCAGCGACUCACAUACCUGCACUUGCUGUGCUACGACAGGAUCUCCACAGUUGAUGAGCUGGCGACUAUUGACGAUUUCAUAGCCGAUGGCCGCUAUGCGCCGGUGCACCCGGGGAUUACGCGCCUGGACAUCACCGGGUACCAGCCCGAGAUUGAGGACUGCGAGGGGUUUGUUGAGCAGUUGGUGUGUCUGAUGGCGGGCCUGCCCAGCCUCGAAUGUAUGUCGUUGAAUGGCCUGCAGGACCACUAUACCCAUGCCAUCCGCGAAACCAUCACCAUGCAUCUGCACGACACCCACAUCGCCCCGUACAUCGCCCACCUGCACAACGUGUAUAUCCAGGAGAUCACCGAAUAAAAAAUAUGCCAGUUAUAUAUAAAUAUCGAAC
Messenger RNA from Linderina pennispora, 1573 nucleotides. RefSeq lists its product as uncharacterized. NCBI's taxonomy places the organism in Eukaryota, Fungi, Kickxellomycota, Kickxellomycetes, Kickxellales, Kickxellaceae. The record is from RefSeq and is a predicted model, not a curated record. The transcript has 2 exons. Bases 1 to 1542 code for a protein of 513 amino acids.